UCAAGCAGAAGACGGCAUACGAUACGCAGAAUGAUGAUUCGAGAUAAACUUUUCAUGGAGCAUAUAACGGACAUGAUGUCGAUGGGACAAGUGUCUGACAUUUUAAAAGACGGCCUAGAGAUUACCCAUGUCAAGAUAACUCCGGACUUCAAACACGUCAAUGUGUACUACAUACCUAAUAACGACUCACUUGUCCUCCAGGAAGCGUUGCAUAAGUGCGCCGGAAUUAUUCGGCACGAGCUGUCGCAGCUGCGUGUCAUAGGUGUAGUGCCGCCUAUCCAGUUCGUUCAAAACAAGCAGCACUUUACAGAGAAGGAAGUCGAGAAGAGAUUGGCGAUGAUAAAUUUCGAGGAAGAGAGUGAAACCCUGGGCGAACAAGAGCAAUUGGAUAUUUCAAUUGCAAAUGCCGAUUCCAAGACGGGUGAAUUUUAUAUCAAAUUGCCAGUAAUGAGACACGACGUA
Wasmannia auropunctata (little fire ant) is the source of this 462-nucleotide messenger RNA. RefSeq lists its product as uncharacterized. The transcript has a single exon. Lineage: Eukaryota; Metazoa; Arthropoda; Insecta; Hymenoptera; Formicidae. The record is from RefSeq and is a predicted model, not a curated record. Gene Ontology annotation, biological process: rRNA processing. The annotation marks the transcript as partial.